Molecule: messenger RNA, 4395 nt
Organism: Chara braunii
Lineage: Eukaryota; Viridiplantae; Streptophyta; Charophyceae; Charales; Characeae
Source: the annotation of a GenBank genome assembly
CACUGCCCUCCGUACCGGGUGUGUGGGUGGGUGCUGCAUGCUUGCGUGGCUGCAGUUGUGUGCGUUCGUGCGUGGGGUGUGCUGUGCUUGCCACUCACGCACAGAGAGAGAGAGAGAGAGAGAGAGAGAGAGAGAGAGAGAGAGAGAGAGAUGCGGGGAAACAUGAGAGAUCCUUUUUUUAGUCGUCGGAACGGUGAGCAGCUACGCGCGAAAGAGGACUUGGAUUUCGAAGGAAGGAAGGUUGUGCGAGUCGUCAACCGCUGAACAGGUUGUUGAGGGGUUUGGGAGAAAGUUACUGCUUGUGUCAGGGUGGCAUCUACGGAAUUUGCCAGAGAAAAUAAGCUGCAUCGUGCAGAUGUCACAGAGGGCAAGGGCAAAGGGAGAGCCCUUGCUGACUGGCCUUGGAAGUCCUCAUGACUAGAUUUUGCAGUUUAGUGUAGUUUUCGCCAGUGUGUCGUGUUUUGCCCUGCGGUGGUUCUUUGUUUUUGUGGUGAAAUUAUUUGCAAUUUUGCACUUUGCGAUUUCCCAUUUACUAUAACUUCGGUUAGCGUUUCACUCGCAAUUUGAGUGUUAUGUGGUUUCUUUGCCAUGAUGCACGUUCCGAUGAGCUCUUGUGACUGACCAAUGAUGACCGCGUUGAGCAGUCGGAGGUGCUUCUGAAAAGCUCCCUUUCGAAACAACUGCAUACUGUGCAGGGUAGCAAAGGAGAAGGGGCUGUAUAUUCGUUCCUAUGGUAGUCUGGGGGAAAGGUCGUCGAACACUCGGGACUGUUUCUUUGUCGUUGGGACAUAUGCUUCCAUGUAUGGCUUUGGAAGUGAUGGAUUUCUGACGGGGCUUAACGGGUAUAUGCGGACUAGGACUUUUCUGACUUAACCUGGCUGUAAUUGCAGUUGGAUACGUUAAAAAGGAAAGCACAAGUGUGAGUAUGCCCUUAGAAUCAACCUGUGGCUUUCGUUGCCUAUACUAUUAUUACGUAGUAGUAUUACACAGGGAGUCUGGCCAGAGCAGCAGUCCAGGUCGCAGACGGGCGGUGACAAACAAGUGUUUGAUGUGGGGAAGGAGUAGUAAUGGCAGUCUGAGAAGGCGAUGUUUAUCGCACACUGGCGAUGCUAAUGCGCAAGGCGAUGCGCAUCAGAGGGAGGCCACACAAAUAUAUAAAGGACCUAAGGUGACUGAGAUGAACCUCAAGAUGCAGCUUUGGUAGUUUGCGUUUUGCGUUUUGCGUCGCAGCGAACAUCCAUCGUCAUGCAGUGAUCAUUGGCAGGAAGGCUGUGGCCGUCUCCACGUGAGUAGUAGGUUGUCGUCUGUAACCAAGUUGCAUCUGGCAGGGGUGGGAGGCGGCGACGUUCAGUUGUCGGGAGGAAGCUUGAGCUGAGGUACACCUUUGAGGCGUCUCGUUGGAGUUUAGACCAUGGUAGCCGAGAAGGUAGUAGAGCACCGAAACCCCUCCUCCCGUGUGGGUGCUUUAUGUGUGUGGACUGCAAGCCGGACAUUGGCUAUUGUGGUAUCCGUAUCUGGUCGUGAUUGCAGCUGUGGUCUGCAUGUCAGGGAUCAAAUUGGUGAUGGAUCACCGUUGUGCCUCUGACGAUUGGGCUCGGUGUUUACGAGAGGUUGGCUUUCCGCUAGUCCCCUGAUGCCUAGGCAAUUGGGCGACCAAUGCCUGACUAGUGGUACGGCACACGGUUAGGAAUGCUUUUGAGAAGUUUUCCCACGGGGUGUCGUUGCCAGGCUUGAGCAUUAGGAGCAUGGACCAUGCGGUCGAGGGCCACAUUAUCUGGUUUCCACGCUAGCCUAAUUUGUUAGCUGCGAACUGGUUUCGACUUUGUAAGGGGAUGCGAUUGCAAGGGAGUGGAUGACAACAGCGACACCUGCCAGGGAAGACGCGGCAGAUUUUCCACCUGACAAGGGGGCGGCCAUGGAGAUGGCGGAAGAGGACCUGAUGCCACUUCUUCGACAAGCGUGUGGAGAUAUGGAUGUCGGGCAACUUAUACAUGGGGAGAAUUUCAGCUUGUUUGAGGCUAUGUCUGCCCUUGAAAUAAUGGAUCCGAAAAUGGAUGCCGGAAUGGCGACAGGUGGGUACAAGACGGUAGAGGAGGCGAUGACGCAUGGAGAGGCACAGAUCGAGUUGACGAUACCACAGCUCUUGGAUGUGAUGGACUAUGUGCUGGCAUGUGAGGCGACUUGGCAUAAUGGGCACUCCCUGGCCCAGACGGUGUUCACUUGCCUGUACCUGCACAAGCCGGAGAGAACGGUAUCCAAUCCUCUGCUGCACGCUUAUUGCCGUGCGGUGAGAGCGACGUGCGUGUUGCUCCGGAACUGGGUAUGUCGCGCUGGCAUUCCUGAGGAAGAGGAUUUUGCCACACACACUUUUGGGUUGCCAUUGGAUGUUGAAGGGGACGGGAGGUGCAUGUCUGGUAUUAAUGUCGUGGAGGAGCAGCUUUCACGGCAGCUUAAGGCUAUCAAGGGAGGUGCUCUCCUGAAGAAGAAGGGGCCAGACGAGGUUCUUGUGCCAACGCAAGAGAAUCCAGAGCUUGAAGCCUACUACUGCUCGGCACUUCUAAGCCGUCUCCGUUUCCGCAAGACGCUGUACAGUAUCCUGCUCCAUAUGGAGAAGCCUCAGGGGAGGGGAUUAGACGCUGCACAGAAACUGAUCCGGAGCAUUUCCGAUGAUUUGGCCUGCCUUAGAGAGUAUUCACCGUCUCUGAAGAGACAGGCUCCUGCUCCUACGAGUAAUGGUGAUGACGGUGGGGCCAGGAAUGGGCAGUCCAGCCCUGUGGAUAUGGAGGACAAGGGUCCUAGUGGCGAGAAUGAGAGGUCGCCGACAGGUUCUGGACGGCCGGCGAUUGGUUUCAACGACAACAUCAAUCGCCGGCUUUUGGCGCCGACUCCUCCGCGACCCAUUAGCAUUCUCAGCUGGGAGGAGACAUUGAGCCAUUUUGAAAAACUUGUCCGGGACUUGGGUUGCAUCUGCCAGCUUCCGUCCAUGUCCAGAUCUUUGCGAGAGCUUAUGCAGUUUUGCGUGGACUUUGGAAAAGUGCGGCCGGGACCAAUAGCCCGCUCGCUACUGCAGAUGCUUGUGUUGAAGGAAGAUAGAGUUUUGGGGCAGGAGCACAUGGGUGACCUGCUGUUCAGAGACAUGCACCUACCUCACGAUCUUCUGAGAGGUGAUUGCCAGAUGGCAGUGUUUACCAGACACACAGCAAAUGUGAUCGCGGCCCUUCUUAGAAUCCUGUGUGCGAAUCCGUCUCGGCAGCGACGAAGGCUUGGCAAAUUCUUGCCAGAUUGGGACAUUCUGAUUCAGGAGGCGGAGACGGCGGGCGAGAGCAAGGUGCUGAUGAGGCACAUGUUGAUGACCUUCCCGAAUGCGGGGAAUACCUGGUGGCGUGACAACGUUCUUGCCAGUUGGACGGUGGAACAAACCUGCUGGGUAAUCGUUCAUUACCUGAUGCUCGGGUUUGAGCUGGAACUGUAUUCGCCGUCAGAACUCAGCAUGGUCUACUGGUACCUGGAGAAUGUCCUGGUCAUUGCCAUCAACCAGCAGCUCACGAAAGAGCGCCACUUGUACGAACAUAGCGUCCUGAGUUCAGAACAGGAUUCGGCCUCAGGAAAGAAGAAAGGCAACCGAAGGAAAGGCGGGUCGAAAGGGAAAGAAUUCCAUCCAAGCAAUCAAGUUCUGCUUCUUGAAUGCUUGAACGGUCUUUGUCAGGGGCUUGUUCGCAUGAUCGCGGCGUUCACAAGGGACGACAAGUUCCGACCUAUCGAACCGCCGUUCAAUUCUGAAGCGCAGUGGUUCGAGCAACGGUUUGAACCGCUACACCGAGUUCGCUUGCCAGAACCCCUCCAUUACGCCGAUUACUUGAAGUACACGGACCACAGUAACCUGACGGUGAAGCAUCUCUAUCAGCUGGCGCACGAGUGUUUCCUGAGCGCAAAGCUGCGGCUGCGAGAGGUUGAAACUGGUAUUGCAAAGGAUCCGCAUUUGGCAAGCUAUCUGAAAGCUCAGCGUGUUGCGGAGGUAAGGAACAUGGAGCAGGUGGCUACGGCAAAUCUCUGGGCACUUAAAAUUGCACUCUUGUCUGGGCCGGGGAGCGAUCUCCAAGCAUCUUUCAACUUUUCUAAGCAUCCAUGUUUUGCUGUAGCGGUGCUGAAAAAGAACGUGGGUUGAUGCUUGCCGUGCCUGGAAACGACAGCGUUUGCAGGAUGGUCGACUUGGAGUGUAAAUCUACAGACGUGAGGAUGGAUGUUGUCACGGCCAGGAGUACAUAUUGGUUGGGCAAGCCGUUUGACGCCCAGGCGAAAUGGAGGAGGGGAUGAAUGAUCCUAUCUCUGGAUCUCUCUCUGGGUCAUUUUGGAUUGAAUUCAUUGUUGUUACUCUUCUCAGUCAGUGCAAGAUUC